Messenger RNA from Drosophila ananassae, 8045 nucleotides. RefSeq names its product mucin-22. The transcript has a single exon. Lineage: Eukaryota; Metazoa; Arthropoda; Insecta; Diptera; Drosophilidae. The record is from RefSeq and is a predicted model, not a curated record. Bases 57 to 7958 code for a protein of 2633 amino acids.
CCUCCCAAAUUUCAAAUUUUGGCAACAGAUCUACUUGAUCCGACUCAUAGAGGAUCAUGCGUGUCUAUUUCGUCGCGGUUUUGGCCGGUAUUCUGGCCCUCGCAGCGGCCCAAUCUCAAUCUUCGACGGUAACGGAAGUGGCUAUCCAGGAUACUAAGCCCCAGUCCAGCCCGUGUUGUGAAAGUGUUAGACAAACCCUAAUCGAAAUAAGAAAGGAUAUCCGCCUGUGGCUCCUCGACAGGCUUUUUGGAAAACUGAUUCUCCUGCACGACGGUGAACUGCUAGGAAAUCCAAACUAUGUGAAUUGUGCUAACGCGAAAGAACAGCAUCAGCUAACCGACGAGAGCUCGACCAUAUUUGAUCAAUUGGAUAAUCAUCACAGUCACUCCACCACUACUGGUAGCCACGAAACACAAAACGAUGGUCUGCCGAGUCAGUCUACGACAAUCUCUUCAGAAGAGAUUCAAUCGACCACCUCUUCUGAUCCCGUUGAGGGCAGCUCCUCGAAUGGUAAUGAAAGCUCUAGCCAGUCAUCCACUACCACAACAACCACCACAACUUCUUCGGAUGAUGGACAAUCCACAACCGCUUCUGAUCCCGUUGUAGAGGUAACCUCAGGCAGCUCCUCAAACGGAAAUGGCAGCUCUAGCCAGUCAUCCACUACCACGACUACCACCACAACUUCUUCAGAUGAUGGACAAUCCACAACCGCUUCUGAUCCUGUUGUGGAAGAGACUUCCGGCAGCUCCUCGAACGGAAAUGGCAGCUCUAGCCAGUCAUCCACUACCACGACUACCACCACAACUUCUUCGCAUGAUGGACAAUCCACAACCGCUUCUGAUCCUGUUGUUGAGGAGACUUCCGGCAGCUCCUCGAACGGAAAUGGCACCUCUAGCCAGUCAUCCACUACCACGACUACCACCACAACUUCUUCGGAUGAUGGACAAUCCACAACCUCCUCUGAUCCCGUUGUAGAGGUAACCUCCGGCAGCUCCUCAAACGGAAAUGGUAGCUCUAGCCAGUCAUCCACUACCACGACUACCACCACAACUUCUUCAGAUGAUGGACAAUCCACAACCGCUUCUGAUCCUGUUGUUGAGGAGACUUCCGGCAGCUCCUCGAACGGAAAUGGCACCUCUAGCCAGUCAUCCACUACCACGACUACCACCACAACUUCUUCGGAUGAUGGACAAUCCACAACCUCCUCUGAUCCCGUUGUAGAGGUAACCUCCGGCAGCUCCUCAAACGGAAAUGGCAGCUCUAGCCAGUCAUCCACUACCACGACUACCACCACAACUUCUUCGGAUGAUGGACAAUCCACAACCUCCUCUGAUCCCGUUGUAGAGGUAACCUUAGGCAGCUCCUCAAACGGAAAUGGCAGCUCUAGCCAGUCAUCCACUACCACGACUACCACCACAACUUCUUCAGAUGAUGGACAAUCCACAACCGCUUCUGAUCCUGUUGUGGAAGAGACUUCCGGCAGCUCCUCGAACGGAAAUAGCAGCUCUAGCCAGUCAUCCACUACCACGACUACCACCACAACUUCUUCGGAUGAUGGACAAUCCACAACCGCUUCUGAUCCUGUUGUGGAAGAGACUUCCGGCAGCUCCUCGAACGGAAAUGGCACCUCUAGCCAGUCAUCCACUACCACGACUACCACCACAAAUUCUUCGGAUGAUGGACAAUCCACAACCGCUUCUGAUCCUGUUGUGGAAGAGACUUCCGGCAGCUCCUCGAACGGAAAUGGCAGCUCUAGCCAGUCAUCCACUACCACGACUACCACCACAACUUCUUCGGAUGAUGGACAAUCCACAACCUCCUCUGAUCCCGUUGUAGAGGUAACCUUAGGCAGCUCCUCAAACGGAAAUGGCAGCUCUAGCCAGUCAUCCACUACCACGACUACCACCACAACUUCUUCAGAUGAUGGACAAUCCACAACCGCUUCUGAUCCUGUUGUGGAAGAGACUUCCGGCAGCUCCUCGAACGGAAAUAGCAGCUCUAGCCAGUCAUCCACUACCACGACUACCACCACAACUUCUUCGGAUGAUGGACAAUCCACAACCGCUUCUGAUCCUGUUGUUGAGGAGACUUCCGGCAGCUCCUCGAACGGAAAUGGUAGCUCUGGCCAGUCAUCCACUACCACGACUACCACCACAACUUCUUCGGAUGAUGGACAAUCCACAACCGCUUCUGAUCCUGUUGUUGAGGAGACUUCCGGCAGCUCCUCGAACGGAAAUGGCACCUCUAGCCAGUCAUCCACUACCACGACUACCAACACAACUUCUUCGGAUGAUGGACAAUCCACAACCUCCUCUGAUCCCGUUGUAGAGGUAACCUCCGGCAGCUCCUCAAACGGAAAUGGCAGCUCUAGCCAGUCAUCCACUACCACGACUACCACCACAACUUCUUCGGAUGAUGGACAAUCCACAACCUCCUCUGAUCCCGUUGUAGAGGUAACCUUAGGCAGCUCCUCAAACGGAAAUGGCAGCUCUAGCCAGUCAUCCACUACCACGACUACCACCACAACUUCUUCAGAUGAUGGACAAUCCACAACCGCUUCUGAUCCUGUUGUGGAAGAGACUUCCGGCAGCUCCUCGAACGGAAAUAGCAGCUCUAGCCAGUCAUCCACUACCACGACUACCACCACAACUUCUUCGGAUGAUGGACAAUCCACAACCGCUUCUGAUCCUGUUGUGGAAGAGACUUCCGGCAGCUCCUCGAACGGAAAUGGCACCUCUAGCCAGUCAUCCACUACCACGACUACCACCACAACUUCUUCGGAUGAUGGACAAUCCACAACCGCUUCUGAUCCUGUUGUUGAGGAGACUUCCGGCAGCUCCUCGAACGGAAAUGGUAGCUCUAGCCAGUCAUCCACUACCACGACUACCACCACAACUUCUUCGGAUGAUGGACAAUCCACAACCGCUUCUGAUCCUGUUGUGGAAGAGACUUCCGGCAGCUCCUCGAACGGAAAUGGCAGCUCUAGCCAGUCAUCCACUACCACGACUACCACCACAACUUCUUCGGAUGAUGGACAAUCCACAACCGCUUCUGAUCCUGUUGUUGAGGAGACUUCCGGCAGCUCCUCGAACGGAAAUGGCAGCUCUAGCCAGUCAUCCACUACCACGACUACCACCACAACUUCUUCGGAUGAUGGACAAUCCACAACCGCUUCUGAUCCUGUUGUUGAGGAGACUUCCGGCAGCUCCUCGAACGGAAAUGGCACCUCUAGCCAGUCAUCCAGUACCACGACUACCACCACAACUUCUUCGGAUGAUGGACAAUCCACAACCUCCUCUGAUCCCGUUGUAGAGGUAACCUCAGGCAGCUCCUCAAACGGAAAUGGCAGCUCUAGCCAGUCAUCCACUACCACGACUACCACCACAACUUCUUCAGAUGAUGGACAAUCCAUAACAUCCUCUGAUCCCGUUGUAGAGGUAACCUCAGGCAGCUCCUCAAACGGAAAUGGCAGCUCUAGCCAGUCAUCCACUACCACGACUACCACCACAACUUCUUCGGAUGAUGGACAAUCCACAACCUCCUCUGAUCCCGUUGUAGAGGUAACCUCAGGCAGCUCCUCAAACGGAAAUGGCAGCUCUAGCCAGUCAUCCACUACCACGACUACCACCACAACUUCUUCGGAUGAUGGACAAUCCACAACCGCUUCUGAUCCUGUUGUGAAUGAGACUUCCGGCAGCUCCUCGAACGGAAAUGGCAGCUCUAGCCAGUCAUCCACUACCACGACUACCACCACAACUUCUUCGGAUGAUGGACAAUCCACAACCUCCUCUGAUCCCGUUGUAGAGGUAACCUCCGGCAGCUCCUCAAACGGAAAUGGCACCUCUAGCCAGUCAUCCAGUACCACGACUACCACCACAACUUCUUCGGAUGAUGGACAAUCCACAACCUCCUCUGAUCCCGUUGUAGAGGUAACCUCAGGCAGCUCCUCAAACGGAAAUGGCAGCUCUAGCCAGUCAUCCACUACCACGACUACCACCACAACUUCUUCGGAUGAUGGACAAUCCACAACCGCUUCUGAUCCUGUUGUGAAUGAGACUUCCGGCAGCUCCUCGAACGGAAAUGGCACCUCUAGCCAGUCAUCCACUACCACGACUACCACCACAACUUCUUCGGAUGAUGGACAAUCCAUAACAUCCUCUGAUCCCGUUGUAGAGGUAACCUCAGGCAGCUCCUCAAACGGAAAUGGCAGCUCUAGCCAGUCAUCCACUACCACGACUACCACCACAACUUCUUCGGAUGAUGGACAAUCCAUAACAUCCUCUGAUCCCGUUGUAGAGGUAACCUCAGGCAGCUCCUCAAACGGAAAUGGCAGCUCUAGCCAGUCAUCCACUACCACGACUACCACCACAACUUCUUCGGAUGAUGGACAAUCCACAACCGCUUCUGAUCCUGUUGUGAAUGAGACUUCCGGCAGCUCCUCGAACGGAAAUGGCACCUCUAGCCAGUCAUCCACUACCACGACUACCACCACAACUUCUUCGGAUGAUGGACAAUCCACAACCUCCUCUGAUCCCGUUGUAGAGGUAACCUCCGGCAGCUCCUCAAACGGAAAUGGCACCUCUAGCCAGUCAUCCAGUACCACGACUACCACCACAACUUCUUCGGAUGAUGGACAAUCCACAACCUCCUCUGAUCCCGUUGUAGAGGUAACCUCAGGCAGCUCCUCAAACGGAAAUGGCAGCUCUAGCCAGUCAUCCACUACCACGACUACCACCACAACUUCUUCGGAUGAUGGACAAUCCACAACCUCCUCUGAUCCCGUUGUAGAGGUAACCUCAGGCAGCUCCUCAAACGGAAAUGGCAGCUCUAGCCAGUCAUCCACUACCACGACUACCACCACAACUUCUUCAGAUGAUGGACAAUCCAUAACAUCCUCUGAUCCCGUUGUAGAGGUAACCUCAGGCAGCUCCUCAAACGGAAAUGGCAGCUCUAGCCAGUCAUCCACUACCACGACUACCACCACAACUUCUUCGGAUGAUGGACAAUCCACAACCUCCUCUGAUCCCGUUGUAGAGGUAACCCCCGGCAGCUCCUCGAACGGAAAUGGCAGCUCUAGCCAGUCAUCCACUACCACGACUACCACCACAACUUCUUCGGAUGAUGGACAAUCCACAACCGCUUCUGAUCCUGUUGUUGAGGAGACUUCCGGCAGCUCCUCGAACGGAAAUGGCACCUCUAGCCAGUCAUCCAGUACCACGACUACCACCACAACUUCUUCGGAUGAUGGACAAUCCACAACCUCCUCUGAUCCCGUUGUAGAGGUAACCUCCGGCAGCUCCUCAAACGGAAAUGGCAGCUCUAGCCAGUCAUCCACUACCACGACUACCACCACAACUUCUUCGGAUGAUGGACAAUCCACAACCGCUUCUGAUCCUGUUGUUGAGGAGACUUCCGGCAGCUCCUCGAACGGAAAUGGCAGCUCUAGCCAGUCAUCCACUACCACGACUACCACCACAACUUCUUCGGAUGAUGGACAAUCCACAACCGCUUCUGAUCCUGUUGUUGAGGAGACUUCCGGCAGCUCCUCGAACGGAAAUGGCAGCUCUAGCCAGUCUUCCACUACCACGACUACCACCACAACUUCUUCGGAUGAGGGACAAUCCACAAUCUCCUCUAAACCCGUUGUAACUCAAGGUGGCUCUUCGAAUAAUGGAAAAACUAUUAAGUCAUCGAAAACUACAAAAUAUACCGUAACUAAGGGCGGUAAAACAACUUCAACGACUACGGAAACUACGACGUACAUUUCGAAUUCGACGUCCAUCCCUUCUGUCAGUCAAACAAAAACGACCGUAACAUCUUCAAAUGAUGGUCAGUCCACGGUUUCUUCUGAUCCUGUUGUUGAAGUAACUCAGGGUAGCUCAUCAAAUGACAAUGGAAGCUCGGGAAAAUCGUCAUCAACUUCGACAACAACGACAACCACCACUUCCUCCGAUGAAGUCGAUCCUAUUUCUCAGGUAACUGUGGGUGGCUCUAAGAGUUCAGGCAAGAAAGUCAAGACAUCGAAGACAACGAACACAAGCACGACCACUAAGGGAAGCAAAAAAUCGCACUCUUCAAGAAAAGGAAGAAAAUCGACUACUACCACCACGAAAGUCACAAAGACAUACACUUCCAAUUCGAACGGAAGCUCCGUCCCUUCUUCUAGUGAAACAACUACGACCGUAACAUCUUCGAAUGUUGGUCAGUCCACGGUUUCUUCUGAUCCUGUUGUUGAAGUAACUCAGGGUAGCUCUUCAAAUGACAAUGGAAGCUCGGGAAAAUCGUCAUCAACUUCGACAACAACGACAACCACCACUUCCUCCGAUGAAGUCGAUCCUAUUUCUCAGGUAACUGUGGGUGGCUCUAAGAGUUCAGGCAAGAAAGUCAAGACAUCGAAGACAACGAACACAAGCACGACCACUAAGGGAAGCAAAAAAUCGCACUCUUCAAGAAAAGGAAGAAAAUCGACUACUACCACCACGAAAGUCACAAAGACAUACACUUCCAAUUCGAACGGAAGCUCCGUCCCUUCUUCUAGUGAAACAACUACGACCGUAACAUCUUCGAAUGUUGGUCAGUCCACGGUUUCUUCUGAUCCUGUUGUUGAAGUAACUCAGGGUAGCUCUUCAAAUGACAAUGGAAGCUCGGGAAAAUCGUCAUCAACUUCGACAACAUCGACAACCACCACUUCCUCCGAUGAAGUCGAUCCUAUUUCUCAGGUAACUGUGGGUGGCUCUAAGAGUUCAGGAAAGAAAGUCAAGACAUCGAAGACUACCAACACAAGCACAACCACUAAGGGAAGCAAAAAAUCGCACUCUUCAAGAAAAGGAGGAAAAUCGACUACUACCACCACGAAAACCAUAAAGACAUUCACUUCCAAUUCGAACGGAAGUUCUGUCCCUUCUUCUAGUGAAACAACUACGAUCGUAACAUCUUCGAAUGAUGGUCAGUCCACGGUUUCUUCUGAUCCUGUUGUUGAAGUAAUUCAAGGUAGCUCUUCAUUUGACAAUGGAAGCUCGGGAAAAUCGUCAUCAACUUCGACAACAACGACAACCACAUCUUCUUCUGACGGACAAUCAACCAUUUUGUCCGAUCCUGUUGUUAAAGUUGAUCUGAGUGGCUCUGUGGGUAAUGGCCGAACUGUCAAGUCUUCAAAGACAACGACUACAAGCACAACCACUAGUGGAGGUGAAGGUUUGAAUUCCGCAUCCAAAAAUGGAAAAUCAAGCUCAACAACAACGAAAACCACAAAAACAUACUCGACGGAUGCCUUAGUCGUACCGAAAUCGAACGGAAAAUCUAGUUCUAGCUCCACUACAACAACUACAACUGUUACCUCGAGCUCUUUCUCUGCACCAAAAACUGAAACCACAUACUCCAGUUCCAGCUCAUCGCAUCCUGGCUCCGGAAACUCUUGGACCAAGCGGACGACAUCGACAACCACCACAAAAAGUGGCGACAACGGCAACAAUGGAGCAGACUCAUCUAGUUCCUGGUCGAAGCUGAUCAAGGGAUCCACUUCAGGUUCCUUGCAAGGUGGUGAGGCUAGUGGUAGUUUGUCUAUUGUAGGUCCCGGUGGAUCUGAUGGCUCUCAGUCAUGGUCCCAGCGAUCGUCAUUCUCCAGUGAAGGCUCCCAGGGACCUUCGGGCAUCCAAAUCCGCUUCGGCCAAGGCCAGAACAGCCAGGACGAACAGUCGCAGAACUCGCAAUCCUGGACGGGUAGGUCCGCUGAAGGCAGUGAUAAUACUGACGGUGCUGCCGCCAUCGAGAAUGGACAGAAUAUUGGAGUCUCAGCUGGUUCCGGCGAAGCAGGUGCCGUGCAAGGAGGAUCCGUGGGUGGCCAGUAUCCCUACUGGGGAUGGGGCAACCGUUGGAUGGGCGUGGGAGCCAGGCCCAAUUGGCGAUAUAGCUGGAGUCCCUAUAGAACCACUUGGGGUGGCUGGACCAAUCGUUAUUAAAACUGGUCCAUUAGGUUGAGGGUUGAGACCGCAAUGAUAGGAUUUGAGUUGAAACGAUUGUAAAAUAUAUUCAUUUGAUUAUUAAAA